AUGGAUUACACACAGUCAGACCCUUUCUAUGGGGCUGUUCCAGCUCAAAGUGCUGGGUCAGUCACUGGUGCCGGGGGCGUGGACUUAGAGUCUUUGGGUGGAAAUGUAGCAGGUCCUCUGGUGAAAGUUGAUGAUCCGCCUAAGUUUGAACUCGAGUCAUAUAUUGCGAACUACACUGGCCGAACCAGAUUCAAUCGACUGUUCCUCAUAGGCACAUGCUCCACUUAUCUCUCUGUCGAGGCAUUGAAAGCCGCAGUUGCAGAAGCCAAGGGCGGCAGGGAUGUUUCCAGAUACGAAAAUGCAGUUCGGGCACUUGCCGAAGUUGCACCCGGUGACCCUGAGGCAACACUUGAUACAAACUGGGUGGAUCAUAUGAAGAAGUCUGUUAAGGCGGAAACAGAUCGACUAGAACACGAGCUCAGAGGCUAUAAGAACAACCUGAUCAAAGAGAGCAUAAGGAUGGGCAACGAAGACCUCGGGCAACAUUACAAUCAGAUAGGUGACCUUGUGUCGGCUUCCAAAGCAUACUCUCGUAUGAGGGACUAUUGUACUACACCAACGCACAUUGCAUCGAUGCUGUUCAAGAUUAUUAAUGUCGCAAUUGAGCGCGGCGACUGGCUCAAUGUGCAGACGAAUGUGCACCGGCUACGCAAUCUGCAAUCGAAACAGGAGGAGCAAGCCAAAAACGAGCCCAAGAUGUCUGCUGCGCUGGGCCUUUCCCAGCUACACUCUGGUGCAUAUGUGGAUGCUGCGAACAGCUUCUUGGCCACCGAUCCGAGCUUAGGAGACUCUUACAACGAAGUACUCACAUCAAACGACGUUGCAGUCUACGGUGGGCUCUGCGCGCUGGCAUCAAUGGACCGCAAUGAGCUACAACGUCGCGUCCUCGACAACAAUUCUUUCCGCAACUUCCUUGAGCUGGAGCCGCACAUCCGCCGGGCGAUCUCAUUCUUCUGCAACUCUAAAUUCCGAGCCUGUCUUGAGAUUCUAGAAGCCUACAAGGCCGACUACCUCCUCGACGUCCACCUACAGCGCCAUGUCAAGACACUGUUCACGCGCAUCCGCACCAAGUCCAUCCAACAGUAUCUCGUACCCUUCAGCCGCGUGACCCUCGAAUCCAUGACGAAGAUGUUCGCCCCGGGAGUCAUAGGCGGCCAAGCCGACCCUACAGACUCCAACUCUCCCUUCGUGCAGGAGCUCAUCGAACUGAUUCAGGAUGGCACUCUCGACGCGCGCAUCGACUUGGAAAAGAAGGUGCUGGUCUCCAACCAGGUCAAUCUGCGCACUGACGUCCAGCAGUCCAUCCUGGAUAGUUUGGAUAAUUACAUCCGCGAAGCACAUAUUCGCGUUCUGCGAACUAACAUUAUCCAAGCCGGACUGGAGGUCCGUUCAGACGAGCGACGCCCGAGAGAUGACCGGGGAAAGGGCGGGGAUACCUUUGGCAAUUUCCUUCCGCGCGGUCCGGGGGUCAUGUAA
Molecule: messenger RNA, 1476 nt
Organism: Aspergillus luchuensis
Lineage: Eukaryota; Fungi; Ascomycota; Eurotiomycetes; Eurotiales; Aspergillaceae
Product: COP9 signalosome complex subunit 1
Exons: 4
Coding region: 1-1476 (491 amino acids)
Cellular component (GO): COP9 signalosome
Source: RefSeq, a predicted model, not a curated record